Epithele typhae is the source of this 642-nucleotide messenger RNA. RefSeq lists its product as uncharacterized. The record is from RefSeq and is a predicted model, not a curated record. Bases 1 to 642 code for a protein of 213 amino acids. The transcript has 4 exons. Lineage: Eukaryota; Fungi; Basidiomycota; Agaricomycetes; Polyporales; Epitheliaceae.
AUGUCCGUUCACGUCGGUGGAUUCUGGUUUCCUUCCGAGGCCGUCCAUCAUCUAGUCAUGAAAGCAUACGGCAUCGCCGACGUCACUCCCCAAGAUGCCCCCUUUGCUGCAACGCUUUACUUCCACGACAACAACUGGAUCCAUUGCCCCAGCCUCAUUGAACAUCGCGUCCGUGACGAAUCUGGAAAACUCGCCCAGGGAUACGUGCUUGUGUGUCGCUUGGCGUUCGUCGACGACGGGCUCGAGGUACCAGAUCUCUCCCUCGAUCAGAGUGCGAUGGCAUGCGCCGACUACUGGUUCCCGCCGUGGUUGCGCGAACUUGAAGUCUUCAAAGACGUUCGGUACAUUCAGUACGAGUACACCGGAUACAUCACCAUUCCAAUCAUCUACUCCAAAGAGAAGGAGUAUGACAUGACGCCUCAGCAGAGGCGCUAUCCAAGCAUGCCCAAAUGGCUGCAGAAGCGUCACGAGUGGGGCGACACUUUCACCUACGUGCCUCCCGGUGUUCCCGCGUUGUAUGUCUAUGACGAGGACGACGGUGCCGAUACUGACUCGGACUCCGCCCAACCAUCCCGAGUAACUACUUCACCUUGGGCAAGCGUACAGCAUCCGCGUCGCGGUGUCGGCCGCACAUCCAACUAG